AUGACUUUAGCAUAACUUUUUUUAAUACUAGAACAUCUGGACAUUAGAAUGCAGUUACAUUGUUGAGGUAUACAUUCAUAAUGAUAACUAUGGUUGGAUAACUGGCUAGCUUGGUAAGUACGUAAAGUAAACGACAGUCCGUCUUGUGUACAUCUAGCUACAGCCUAAUGUUGCUGUGUAAAGCCAAGUGGAACGUCGUGGGAGUUUGAGCACAUAUGUAGCAAAACCACAUGCACCUCUUCUGAACUGCCGAUCUGAGCAGCCGAAUUUACUGACAGUUUUACAGGCCAAUAAUAUUUUAACUGCCCAAUGUAAAGUAGCAGGGGGGUUCUGAAUGUAGUGCAGUAAACUGACAGAAGGGGUAUUUAGCCAGUGUUCUAUUAGCUAGUAAGGCUGCAAGAGAAUAUUUGUGGAUAACGUUUUCCACAUAGAUCGAGCCAAGCCCAUCUGGCUAGCUAGUUGCUUGGGGUGGAAAUGUAAUGUAAGAUAAAGUGGUUACAAAGCAUUACGAGUGGAAUGAAUUAGUCGCCUAGAAAGAGUUGGAUUUGGGCAGGAAAAAAGUUCCACAUCGGUAGUUACAUGUUAUAAAUGUCAAGGGAUUAUGUGCAAGGUGCUGCGAUAUCUACCAAAAUGUACAGCACGCAACAAAACAACUACAUACUAAGGUAGCUUGUAAACUACAACAAAAUCCUGAAUAUUAAACGUUCUCUAUCAAAUGUGAUUGUUUGCUUACACGUUAUGCGGAUAAGACCUGCAACUGCAACUCGGGCAAUUGCAGUUAGCCAGUUUCUGUAAUGACGUGUUAUAUGCACACGUAGAACAAAGAUAGCUAGCCAGCUUAUGUACGAACUAACAAGCUGUCAGUGGACCAUUGUGUGUAUCGGAGUGCACACUCAUCGAAUCUCAUCCUCGUUCUUCGCUGGCCACAGUAUAGCUAGCUAGAUUACCCAGAUAGGUUAUAAUGUCGAAAAGUAGCCGGAGGUACAAGACUGCUCCUGCCAGCAACGGCAGUACCCUUGCCGGUUGUGACCAGGUUCGGAUGCCUCGGCCCCGGGUGCUGCUAUGUUGCCUGUGCGGGGUCCUCACCGUGGCCAUACUGCUUGGGAUCUACAUGUCGAACGACGCAAGAAGCAACACGCGAAUUCACGUUGCAGACAUGCCUAAUGAUAAGUUAUCACACAGGCCCAGUAAGUUGUCCUCAACACAGGUGCGGCGGCUGGCCUCCCAGGUGGAUCGGGUGCGGCUGUGGGAAACUCACCUGCGGCCCAUCCUUAUCGAGAGGCUUCCAGACACCCAGGGCAGCCAGAUGGUGCGCCAGCACAUCUCCUCUCAGCUGGGGUCCCUGUCGGCCGAGUGGUCGGUGGAGAUUGACUCGUUCCUCUCCCCCACCCCGCGCGGGCUCGUCACUUUCUCCAACGUCCUGGCCGUCCUGGACCCCCUGGCCCCCCGCAGGCUUCUCCUGGCCUGCCACUAUGACUCUAAGGCCAUCCCGGCACCCGCCGGGUCCCCAGCGCAGGUAUUUCUGGGUGCCAGUGACUCGGCCGUCCCUUGCGCUAUGAUCCUGGAGCUGGUCACCGCCUUGGAUGUCCAGCUGAAAGCCCUCUCACAGCAGAAGUCCUCAGUGACUCUCCAGCUGGUCUUCUUUGAUGGUGAGGAGGCCUUUGAGGAGUGGACGGCCACGGAUUCGCUGUACGGCUCUCGUCAUCUGGCUGAACGUAUGUCCAGCACUCCCCAUCCUCCAGGGUCCCCUCACAGCACCCUCUUGCAGGCCGUGGACCUCUUUGUUCUGUUGGACUUGAUCGGCGCCGCUGACCCACUGUUCGUCAAUCACUUCGAUAACACCGCCCGCUGGUUCGACCGCCUCAUCGCUGCCGAGAAGAGACUGCACAGGCUGGGUCUGCUCUCGUCUCACCCCAAUGAGCAGAGCUACUUCAGGAAGGACCUGUACCUCGGCCCUGUGCAGGACGACCACAUUCCCUUCCUGCAGAAGGGAGUCCCAGUGCUCCACGUCAUCGCAACGCCAUUCCCGCCCUUCUGGCACACUCUGGAGGACACAGAGGACAGGAUGCACCCGCCCACUGUGGAGAACCUCACCAAGAUCCUGGCCGUCUUCCUGGCCGAGUACCUGGGGCUCUGAAGAACCCCCACCUCAGCCCAAACUAGCCACAUCCCUGUCAUUCACCGGAUCUCUCCUACAUCCCCUGACGGGACUUCCUCAGACAGGGAGGGGCCCCCUUCUACCCCGUGCAUUCACCAUACACCCACUGAGUCCCCAGCCCGCACGCAACCUCCCGCCAAUGCUUCUUCCCCAACGCCCACCCAGCUGUCACCUGAGCCAUCCGGACCUUGUGCUGUCGGAUUCUCCCGUCCCCAGGGUGAAGUCAGCAAGGGAGGGGCCCGUCUCAUGUGGCGUGACAGCCACUCAUUAUGAAGAGAGAGAGAGGACACCGAGACUAGACAAGGCACCCCUGUCAGGUUGCCAGAUCAGCCCAGAUUUCCCCUCAGAACGAGUUUCUUGUCGUACACAUUACUGUUGACACUGGCAGCUCAAAAGAGACACACCUUGGUUUGUUAGAAACUGAGGACCAUCCCUCUAUGUAUUGGAAAAUGAACAAAAACUGACUUUGAGCCAUCACCAGUUUCUGUGAUACAUCUCUCUUCAGUGGACUGCACAGAAACACUCAAGAAACUAACUGUUGUACAUACAUGUCAAAGACAGACAUUUUAUAGGCAUCAGCAUUUCGACCAGGCCAGUUUGGUUGUUACUGUCUUGGAGGUGUGGAAGAAGUCACAGCAAAAUUGCAGUUGACCAUUAACUGAAGGGGUCCAGCAGCACUUCAGUGAUUUUACUUUCCACUGGAGUGGGAAAAAUCAUUUUGAAAAAUGGAAAGAAUGUCUGGACUCUUAUACUUUUUGUACCUGAUAAUCAUGAUCAUUAGUCGGUGAUUUAAAAAAAAAUG
Messenger RNA from Megalops cyprinoides (Indo-Pacific tarpon), 2960 nucleotides. RefSeq names its product glutaminyl-peptide cyclotransferase-like a (gene qpctla). NCBI's taxonomy places the organism in Eukaryota, Metazoa, Chordata, Actinopteri, Elopiformes, Megalopidae. The coding region runs from base 962 to 2137 and encodes 391 amino acids. The record is from RefSeq and is a predicted model, not a curated record. Gene Ontology annotation, molecular function: zinc ion binding; glutaminyl-peptide cyclotransferase activity. The transcript has 7 exons.